This is a messenger RNA of Ricinus communis (castor bean), 2239 nucleotides long. Its product is annotated as cation/calcium exchanger 2. The transcript is spliced from 2 exons. NCBI's taxonomy places the organism in Eukaryota, Viridiplantae, Streptophyta, Magnoliopsida, Malpighiales, Euphorbiaceae. Gene Ontology annotation, molecular function: monoatomic cation transmembrane transporter activity. The record is from RefSeq and is a predicted model, not a curated record. Gene Ontology annotation, biological process: monoatomic cation transport; transmembrane transport. Gene Ontology annotation, cellular component: membrane. The coding region runs from base 388 to 2118 and encodes 576 amino acids.
UAAGUGUUUAAAAUUCAUCCUGAAUCCAUUAGCCAAUGUGUACGACUAGCUUCUUUAUAACCAAGUCAAACUUUUUCCAUAACUCUUGAAAGUCAUCAGCUUUAUUGGUUUCUUGUCCUGAUUCUUUGCUUAGUUUGCUCAACUAGCAACCAAGAGCUUGGAGAUUAAUUUACUCCUUUUGAAGUUUGUAGAUUACAUUUCUUAAGUAUUGUGAGAGUGGAAAUGGAGUUUUCUUUGACUGGUUUCUUUUAAAUGGGUUGCCUCAGCUCUCUCCUUCUCUGCUCUGGAUCAAGUACCUGUUGCCUUAGAUACCCCUGACCCAGUUCUUGAAUCAUGAAUUAGUGCUAUCUUUUGUGUUUCAGAGAUAAAUUUGAUUGAGUUCCUUUAAUGGGUUUGUUGAUCUCUAUAUUUAAGCACAAGAGAUAUGUCAUUUUCUUAAACUUCUCUUUUCUUUUAGUGGCGUGUGUUUUCUUGAUAAUUCAGUUCAAUUCCCUUGAAAUCCUUGAUCUUAGAAUUUCAGAACUUUCAAACGACAGGGGCGACCAACAAGACUGCAAAAACUUGCAAAGUGUAGGAGAUUAUAAAGCCAAGUGCCGUUACCUUAAAUCCCAUGGUCCAUGUGUCACUGAAGGCUAUAUUGACUAUCUCCACCUUUUCUAUUGCAACUUUGGAAGUGUUCCCUUUUUGGGGCAUUUUCUUCUAUUUCUUUGGCUUCUUGUGUUAUUCUAUUUGCUGGGAAAUACAGCCUCGGAGUACUUCUGUUCUUCACUUGAAAACUUAUCUGGGCUAUUGAGAUUGUCUCCUAUAAUCGCUGGGGUUACUCUCCUUUCUCUUGGCAAUGGUGCCCCAGAUGUUUUUGCUAGCCUUGUAUCCUUUAUGGGUAGUGGGACGUGUGAUGUUGGGUUCAAUACUGUGCUAGGUGGUGCUUCCUUUAUCACCUGCGUUGUGGUUGGAGUCAUUAGCAUUCUAGUGAAGCAAAAAGAGAUUAGAGUCAAUAAGAAUGCCUUUGUUAGAGAUGUUUGCUUCUUCCUUAUAGUUCUUGCGACCUUAGGUUUCAUCUUGCUUCAUGGACAAAUCAGUCUUUGGAAUGCAAUAGGGUUUUUGUCUAUGUACAUUUUCUAUGUCAUUAUUGUUUACUGUUCAGAUAUGCUUUGGAGUAAUAACGGUGGGAAGAUCAGCAAAACGGAUGCUAAUUUAAGUUAUGGCAGUGACUUGAGCAUACCAAUUUUAUGCAGCAUGGAAAAAGGGGAAGUAAAUUGUAGCGAGGAAGGUGGUUUAGAAAGUGUUGAUGCUGGAGUAGAAAUGAAGCAAUCUUGCUUUUGUUUGCAGUUAUCUUCUCCUUAUCACAUGCUGCUUGUCAUACUUGAGAUGCCACUCUAUUUACCAAGGAGAUUGACAAUUCCUGUUGUCUGUGAAGAGAAAUGGUCUAAACCAACCGCAGUUGCUUCAGUUACAUUAGCACCAGUUCUGUUAUCAGUUCUUUGGAAUCCUCAUGAUGAGAAUUCCAGCUUCAAGAACAGCAUGGUGGUAUAUGGAAUUGGGUUCCUAUUUGGGGUGACAUUUGGUGUUCUUGCAUACGCCACAACAGAGAAGGCAAGUCCGCCAAAGAAGUGUCUAUUACCUUGGCUUGCAGGAGGGUUUCUAAUGAGUGUGGUAUGGAGUUAUCUCAUAGCUCAAGAAUUGGUUGCCCUAUUAGUUUCCAUGGGAUCUAUAUUUCAAGUCAGUCCUUCAAUUCUUGGGCUAACAGUUCUUGCCUGGGGAAACUCACUGGGGGAUUUGAUUACCAAUUUGACCAUGGCUUUAAACAGUGGUCCUGAAGGUGCACAAGUAGCUAUAUCAGGAUGUUAUGCAGGUCCUAUUUUCAACAUUCUUUUUGGUUUGGGUUUAUCUCUUGUUGGCUCAGCCUGGUAUCAAUACCCAUCUCCUGUUGUGAUCACAAGAGAUCCAUAUCUAUUGGAGACGUUAACCUUUCUGGUGGCCAGCUUGCUUUGGGCACUCAUGAUCUUACCGAGUAGAAAAAUGCGGCUUGAUGGAGUCUUGGGAGGAGGGCUUCUAGUUAUAUACUUAGUUUCUAUGUCUACAAGGAUAAUUCAAACACUUGGAUCUUUGCAAUUUUAAAGGUACAUAAUUCCCUAGUUUUCAGUAACUUGACUUGGAAAUUAUAUAAAUUCCACUUACUAACAACCAUCUUGUAUAGGGAAUGAUCAUCAAUAUUAUUAUUUCCACCUAUUUCAGUUCA